AUGUCGUCAACUCAGCAGGGUGUGUACCCCGGGCGCCGGUUAGCCCAGAUCGUGCGGCUCAAACCCGAGUAUGUAGCUGAGUACAAGGAGUGCCACAGCAAGGUCUGGCCUGAGGUAUUGAAGCAGAUCAAGGACUGCAAUAUUGAGGACUACAGCAUCUUCUGGGACGACAACACGGGCAUCCUCUUCGCGACACUCCGAUAUGUGGGAAACGACUACGAGGGCGACAUGGCGCGCAUGGCAGCCAAUCCCAAGGUGCGAGAAUGGUGGAAGAUGACGGACGGAUACCAGACCUCGCUGGUCCCUGGGGCCAAGAGCUCGGACUCUGAACCGGGAUGGUGGAAACCGCUCGAGGAGGUGUUUUACCAGCCUUGA
Molecule: messenger RNA, 375 nt
Organism: Clonostachys rhizophaga
Lineage: Eukaryota; Fungi; Ascomycota; Sordariomycetes; Hypocreales; Bionectriaceae
Source: the annotation of a GenBank genome assembly